This is a messenger RNA of Ustilago hordei, 2325 nucleotides long. RefSeq lists its product as uncharacterized. The coding region runs from base 1 to 2325 and encodes 774 amino acids. The record is from RefSeq and is a predicted model, not a curated record. Gene Ontology annotation, molecular function: GTP binding. The transcript has a single exon. Gene Ontology annotation, cellular component: nucleolus. NCBI's taxonomy places the organism in Eukaryota, Fungi, Basidiomycota, Ustilaginomycetes, Ustilaginales, Ustilaginaceae.
AUGGGUCGUCAACAGAGGAAACAAGACCGCCAAGCGCGCAAAAAGACGAAAAUCACCGCCACCCAUUCCCAUUCCACCGGUUCUCACCUCUCUAUCGGAAAACAAACUUGCAAUGCAUCCUUCGUUUUCAACAAGAACCAAUUCUCCUCGCUCAUCAACAAAGGCAAACAACGCCAACUGCAACAAGAACAGGCAGCUGCUCAACGAAGAGGGGGAACGCUUACCGAACAUGUAUCCACCCUUGCCGAAGGGAGUAGUAUCAGAAAGGAUCUCGCUUCCGCUGUUGCCAACUCCAACUCUACGCUUCUCCAAGACACCACUCCAGCAGAGGAGCAAGCAGAUGCAACAUUCAUGCGAGAACUAGACCCGACUUUGACAGGAAGGAGGGAUAGCAGCAUCAAAGCGUACAUGCGAGAGCUUCGAAAGGUAGUCGAUAAUGCAGAUGUCCUUCUCCAAGUACUCGAUGCUCGUGAUCCACUCGGAUGCAGAUCUUUGCAGACGGAAAGGAUGUUGAUGCGGGCAGGCAAAAAGAUCGUCCUCAUCCUAAACAAGAUCGAUCUGGUACCCAAGAGUAAUGUCGAAGCAUGGCUCAAGUAUCUUCGGCACGAUUUCCCCACACUCGCAUUCAAAGCUUCCACUCAAUCCCAACGGAAUAAUCUCUCGCAGGGAGCGAACGCCGUCAACUACUCCAAGACCUCUUCUUCUAUCGACGCUAUCACCGGCGGAAGCGAGGCCAUCGGCGCAGGAGCACUUGUCGAGCUCAUCAAAAACUAUUCUCGAAGUUUGAACCUCAAAACAUCCAUCGCCGUCGGUGUAUUUGGUGCUCCGAACGUCGGCAAGUCCUCUCUGAUCAACUCACUCAAACGCGCACGGGUUUGCAGUGUCGCCUCUACACCAGGUCACACUAAGGUGGUACAAAGCGUUAUGCUGGAUAAGUCGGUGCGCCUGCUCGACUGUCCAGGGAUUGUAUUCUCGGAUGAAUCAGCCUCUGGUGCCGCAUCACUCGGUUUGAGCCCGGACGAGGUUCGAAUUCGACGACAAUCGGCGCUAUUACGAAACGUGAUCAAAGUAGAACUGGUAGAAGAUCCGAUUACACCAGUCGAAGCAAUCAUGGCUCGAGUCGAACCGGACCACUUGAGCGAGCUAUACGGGUUGCAAUGGUUCCAGCCGGGAGAUGCGCAGGAUAUGUUGAUGCGCAUUGCCGUUCAGAGAGGUAGAAUGGCAAGAGGGGGGAAAAUUGAUAUUGAGGGUACGGCGAGGAGUGUACUGCACGAUUGGAACGUGGGGAGGAUCAAGUAUUACAGCCAGCCGCCGGCUUUGCAUCGCUCAGCUAUCCUAACAGCUGACAACCCUGAUAAAGCGGAAAGGGGGACGCAAGGGGAGCGAGAAGGAGGAGUGGAGAACAAGUUAGCUGAGAGUACGACGAUUCUGAGUGGAUUUAGCGAGGCGUUUGAUUUGGCCGGAUUGCUGGGUGAGGCCGACGCAGAAGUGUUUGGUGUUGGGACGGGUGAAGCUAGUGGGCCGUUACCUGAACCUCCCGCUCCCCGAAUCGCACCCUUGGAAGAGGAGGAAGAGAAGGAGGAGGAGGCAAUUGAGGAUGAUCACGCACCCCCCGCUGCCGCCAAAACCGUCCCUUGGUCGACCGCUUCGCCUGUAGUAGGGGAUGCAUCCCAUCGUUCAACACUGGGCAAACGAUCUCGUCGAUCAUCCUCGAUCUCGUCUGCUGGCGAGGAUAGCGAUGAUGACUUCCCCUCUCGUACUAUCGCUGUUCCUGGCCUAGACGCAGACGAUGACGACGAUGAUGCAUCAUGCGGUAUCCUACCCUCUUCCACCCUUCCCCUUGAAGAGGCGGGGGUAGGUGGAGGAGAAUGGAACGACAAGCUCACUGCCAAAGCCUCUUGUAAGCGUGCGGCUGAACCCUCUCUGGCAUUCUCACCAGAAGAACUCGCCCAAAUGGCACAACCCACCGGCGCAGCUCGGCGCAAACUUAAAAAGCUGAAAAAGCGUGCAGACAAAGCAGGCGCUGGCCUCGUGGUCAAGUUACAGGAAUCGAAACUGGACGAAGAGAUGGAUGAGAAUACCACCAAUGCGGAAAUGGCAGUCAACGGGAAAGGGAUCGGCGGCGGCAUGUUUGGUAAUAUUACUCUACCCGAGAAGAAGAAAAACAAAGGAGGCGGUGGGAUAGCAAAAAAGACAGGAAGCAUGUUUGACAUCUUGAUGGAGGGUCAAAACAUGGAUUCUGAUGAGGAGGCGGAAGGGGAAAAGGCAGCACGGGCAGCAGCAGUUGUCGCUUCGACUGCGCAAGAUUACGAGCAAGAGCUCUGA